Messenger RNA from Nycticebus coucang (slow loris), 1431 nucleotides. RefSeq names its product DnaJ heat shock protein family (Hsp40) member C25 (gene DNAJC25). The transcript is spliced from 4 exons. Lineage: Eukaryota; Metazoa; Chordata; Mammalia; Primates; Lorisidae. The coding region runs from base 54 to 1133 and encodes 359 amino acids. Gene Ontology annotation, cellular component: endoplasmic reticulum membrane. The record is from RefSeq and is a predicted model, not a curated record. Gene Ontology annotation, biological process: protein folding.
CGGGAGGAGUGCAGGAGAGUCGCUGGGGUGGCCGGGCAGCCAGCGAGGCCGGAAUGGCGGCACCGCGCGGUCCACGCCGGGGAGCCGGGGCUGCCGGCCGGCGCUGCUUGGUGCUGCUGUGGCCCCUGCUGCUGGUGCUGCUGCGGGCGCGGCCGGCGGGGGCCCUGGUGGAGGGGCUCUACUGCGGCAAGCGGGACUGCUACGAGGUGCUGGGCGUGAGCCGCUCGGCGGGCAAGGCGGAGAUAGCGCGGGCCUACCGCCAGCUGGCCCGGCGCUACCACCCGGACCGCUACCGACCCGAGCCCGGCGGCGAGGGCCCCGGCUGGACGCCGCAGAGCGCCGAGGAAGCUUUCCUGCUGGUGGCCACCGCCUACGAGACUCUCAAGGAUGAAGAAACACGAAAAGAUUAUGACUACAUGCUGGAUCAUCCAGAAGAGUACUACAGCCAUUACUACCACUAUUAUAGUAGGCGCUUAGCCCCUAAAGUGGAUGUUAGAGUAGUGAUUUUGGUCAGUGUGUGUGCUAUUUCCGUGUUUCAGUUUUUCAGUUGGUGGAAUAGCUAUAAUAAGGCAAUCAGCUACCUAGCUACAGUACCCAAGUACCGUAUUCAAGCAACAGAGAUCGCCAAGCAGCAGGGACUCCUCAAAAAAGCCAAAGAAAAAGGCAGAAACAAAAAGUCCAAAGAGGAGAUUCGUGACGAGGAGGAGAACAUCAUAAAGAACAUUAUAAAAAGUAAAAUAGAUAUAAAGGGAGGCUAUCAGAAACCCCAAAUAUGUGAUCUUCUUCUGUUUCAAAUUAUCUUAGCUCCUUUUCACCUGUGCUCAUACAUAGUGUGGUAUUGCCGAUGGAUCUAUAAUUUUAACAUCAAAGGCAAAGAAUAUGGAGAAGAAGAGAGACUGUAUAUCAUACGUAAAUCUAUGAAGAUGUCAAAGUCUCAAUUUGAUAGUCUAGAAGAUCAUCAGAAAGAAACUUUUCUUAAACGGGAGCUCUGGAUAAAGGAAAAUUAUGAGGCCUACAAACAAGAACAAGAGGAAGAGUUAAAGAAGAAAUUGGCAAGUGACCCCAGAUGGAAGAGGUACAGGAGAUGGAUGAAGAACGAAGGGCCUGGACGGUUAACAUUUGUAGAUGACUAAAGAUUGGUGGAAAGCUGCUGUGCCAAACCUUAAUCAUGAUAUUAUUUUCAUAACUGAAUUAUUUAAAAAAUGUAUCAGUUAACUGCUAAAAUUCCUCAAAUAUUUGAUUAAAAAGAAUAAUGUAGACAUUUAAACUUUCCCUUAAAACUUUAUACAUAAGACAUUUAUGAUCAAUUUUUAUAAUGUUUGUGGAUUUUGUUAAAAGAUUUCACAUGAAGAUUUAUUAGUUGCCAUUUAAAAAUUUUAUAUGUUAAAAGAUCUGACAUGAAAAUUUAUUAGAUACCAUUUAAAAUUUUUA